GUUCAUGAUGCGAUGAUGCAAUUGGCGCAGAACCCGGUGUUCCUGGCAAACCCAGCAUGCCUGGGUGACUUUAUGGAGAAUCUUGUCAAGUCACAGCAGGGCCAUUCACCAGCUUCCCCACCACCAGCCAGUGAAUCUUGCAAACGGCCUCUUGUGGAUGGCUCUGACUCAACCCAGAAGGAUUUAGAGAAUGUGGGUGGCAGUGGGGCGUUGGUUGCUGAUGGUGCUGCAGAAGUUGCUGCUGCAGAAUCUGUUGAAGCACAUGCCCAUCAUGUUGGCCUUGCUGAUGUGGAAGAAGGCACUGAUGCUACAGGACCCACUCAGACAUCAGCUGCCGAAGAAGCUUUGUUUGCUGGCAUUGCUGAGGAACCUGACAGACUUCCAGACGAGUCCGAGCCUGUUGACAAGGUUGAUGAACCUGUCCCUGUGGAUGGACCCAAUGCUGAGAAGGACGUGGAAAAUGUUGGUGGAUCAAACAGCGAUGCUGCUUCUGAAGCGAGUAGUGAUGGCAAAAGGAUGAAAUCUUUUGUGCCCCAGGCGUCUGAUGUUCAUGCCUGCCUUCUGCGCAAGACAACCUUGGAUUUGAACCGUAGCAUUGCUCCCCAGGAAAUGCCUGGACACACCUCUGUUGUGAUGGAGUUGGCUGGUGUUCUUCAAGAUGUUUGGAUCCCCAUGGCACCAGAUGCUGCAGUGAAGGCUGGCUUGACACUUAGCCCAUCAGUCAAGCUGGUCACUCCGUCUACCUCCAGUGUUGUUUCUACAGCCAGUUCGAAGCCAGCAAGAGAGCCUUCGGCACAUGCUGCAGCAGCAAUUGACCUCACUGUUGAUGCUGCAGGGAAUGUUGAAGUCAAGCCUUUGGUGCCAACACCACCAGCUUUGGAGAGCCCUGCGCCAGCAACAGAAGUUGCAACCUCGACUUCCGUGGCCCAUGCCUCACCUGCAUUGCCUGGUCCUGGAGAUGGUGGUCAGUCUUCGGAGAGCCCAGCUUCUGAUGAUGCAGAAGCAAAGGCUUCUUUACGGAACAGCUACAUGCGAUUUCACAGAUCGGUGACCA
Cladocopium goreaui is the source of this 1054-nucleotide messenger RNA. The record is from the annotation of a GenBank genome assembly. Lineage: Eukaryota; Dinophyceae; Suessiales; Symbiodiniaceae.